AUGGUCAAAACAUCUAUCGACUAUCUCUUCACAGAGAACAAGUCUAUUAAACCCACACGAGAAUGGGCAGACUUACUUCGCAACAACAAAGAGAAAUACGCAAACUGCCGUGUCGUCUCUUUCACACGUGUCAAAGAUCUCAACUCAAACUGGAAGCAUGAAUACCUCCAGUUCAUCGUUGAAGAAACCUCUACCAAAGACCGCGCAAGAGUCUAUGCUGAACGAGGCAACCCAGUUGACCUUGACUGGGUUACCUUUGGCCCAGCUGAGACAAAGGCAACGGGUAGCAGAGAUCAAGAUGACAUGCCUCUUCCUUUGACUUCCUUGGUCUUUGGCGGCGAGUCUGGUGAGGAUGUUGAUAAGAGACCCACAGUACUCGAGCUGGCCGAGAUCUUGGCGGCUACUACUCUUAUUGGUGGCGAGUACCAGUUUUAUGGUCACAGCUGCUUUUGGUACGCCUAUACUGCUUAUGAUGCUGCAAAGAGGCAGUUCGGCAAGUGGGCAAAGGAGAAGAAGUGGCGAUGGGGAGAUAUUGGUGGCGCUGGAAACGCUGGUAUCAAAGAUGCCAUUGGCUUGGGGUGGUCUACUCUCUUCAAGUUCUACUAUGUAGGCGAUGCCAAGAAGUUCAAGGCUGAGAGAGAGACAAACCUUACAUGGUUCGGAGAUAUGCGCCCAAUUGUUGACGAUUUAUAUAUCGUUGAACAAGUCAGUGCAUUCUUGGAGAAGCCUGAGAACCAAGGUCAUUUCAUCGAGGCGAUGAAGGUUGAGGGAUUCGAAGUGACUGAGGAUGAGCUCAAGCAACGUCUGCAAACAAGUCAAUCUCUCGCCCAGAAGCAAUCCGAACCAGAUGCCAACUGGACAAAGGAGUUCAACCAGCUCAAGAAGGAUCUUAUUGACCGAACCAAGAGUGACGCGGAUGCUCAGAAGUACCUUGAGUUAUAUCAGAGCUACGACGUACCCUUUGAGAUGAACGAAGUUACGGCUGAAGGCGCUGGUAACUUUGAGACCAAGAAGGCUCUCGAAGUUACAGUGGGACGUGUUUUGGAUGAGGCUUUGAAGCACCAGUCAUCUCAAGAUUGA
This is a messenger RNA of Fusarium proliferatum ET1, 1080 nucleotides long. RefSeq lists its product as uncharacterized. The record is from RefSeq and is a predicted model, not a curated record. Bases 1 to 1080 code for a protein of 359 amino acids. The transcript has 4 exons. NCBI's taxonomy places the organism in Eukaryota, Fungi, Ascomycota, Sordariomycetes, Hypocreales, Nectriaceae.